Aspergillus heteromorphus CBS 117.55 is the source of this 792-nucleotide messenger RNA. Its product is annotated as putative short chain dehydrogenase. Gene Ontology annotation, cellular component: intracellular anatomical structure. The transcript has 2 exons. Bases 1 to 792 code for a protein of 263 amino acids. Gene Ontology annotation, molecular function: oxidoreductase activity, acting on NAD(P)H, oxygen as acceptor. NCBI's taxonomy places the organism in Eukaryota, Fungi, Ascomycota, Eurotiomycetes, Eurotiales, Aspergillaceae. The record is from RefSeq and is a predicted model, not a curated record.
AUGUCAAAAAUCAUCCUCAUCACUGGCUCCAACACGGGCAUCGGCCUAGAGGUUGUCAAGGCUCUCGCGGGCGCCAGCAAGCCCUACACCAUUCUCAUGGGCGGACGGAGCCCUCAAAAGGUGCAAAACGCAAUUUCUACCGUUCAGACGAAACUCCCUUCCACUGCCAGCACGUUUGUUCCCAUAACGGUGGACAUCGAAUCCGACAAGUCAAUCGAGCAGGCGUUUGCCGAGGUUCAGUCCAAGUACGGCAAAGUAGACGUGCUCAUCAACAAUGCCGGCGCCCAGUUCGACCAAGAACACGCCACAAGCACCCUCAGCACCCGCGAAAUUUGGAACAAGACCUGGAACGUCAACACGACCGGCACACACAUCCUCACCUCGACCUUCGCUCCCCUUCUCCUCCAGAGCAUCGAUCCCCGUCUGCUCUUCCUCACCUCCGGCACAUCCACUCUCGCCGGCACGGAAAACACCGCCAUCCCCGUCAACAAGGUGCCACCGAAGGGCUGGCCCAAGACGGGCUUCAACGUGCCUGCCUACCGCAGCUCCAAAACUGGGCUCAACAUGGUCAUGCGCGAGUGGCAUCGCUGGCUGAAGGAGGACGGCGUCAAGGUGUUUGCCCUCUCGCCGGGGUAUCUGGCUACCGGGCUGGGCGGGGAUCCCGAGGUGUCCAGGACAUUUGGGGCGCAGGAUCCGGCGGUUGCGGGGCCGUUUGUGAGGAGUGUGGUGGAAGGGGAGAGGGAUGGGGAUGUGGGGCUGGUGCUUACUAGGGAGGGGGUCCAGGCUUGGUAG